AUGAACGGCUUCGGUGCUUGCCUUAUUUCUUAUGCCGUUAAUAAGGCGAUAUUGAAGGCCAGUGUUUAUGGAGGUUUAAGCGACACAUUAAAGAGAGAUUUCUUUGAUAUCUACAAAAACACAGCAAAAGUAGCUAGAAAUGUGACAUCCAAACCCGUUUCAGCCGAUAAAGUAACAUACUUCUUAUUCAAAAAAGAGAACCCAACCAAAUUCAUUCAAGUCGAUGCGAAAAAAUUGGACGACCAUUGGAACAAAGAAGCUAAAAUUGUAUUCUUCAUCCAUGGUUGGACCAAUAACAGAGAAGUACAAUGGUAUGAAGAUUUAAAAAAUGCUUUCUUAAAUAGAAAAGAAGAAUAUAAUAUUGUACAAGUUGACUGGAAUGAGCCAGCUAAUGCUAUUUACACUGUUUCUUCCAUCAGUACUUACGAUGUUGGUAAUCACGUCGGUGACUUAAUUAUUGAUCUCCAUAAAAACCAUGGAAUCCCAUUGGAACACAUAAUUUUAGUGGGUCAUUCCCUAGGAGGUCAAAUUUCAGGAUUCAUUGCUAAAAGAGUAUUUAAGGCAAUUGGUAAAAAAAUGUCUAGGAUUAUCGCUUUGGAUCCAGCCGGCCCUCUUUUUAUACAAAGACCAGAAGACAAAAGAUUAAAUCCAACUGAUGCCGAAGUCGUGCAUAUUGUACACAGCGAUGGUGGUACCCUUGGUUACCCCACUUCUAUUGGUACCAUUGAUUUCUAUCCAAAUGGCGGUAGCUCACAGCCAGGAUGCAAGAGAAUCGAUCUCUUAGAUUUCAAGAGCCUUGCGGAACCAUUUUUCUGUGAUCAUAGCAGAGCCUGGGCUUACUUUGUGGAGGCCGUCUUGAACCCAGGAACAAUGUUGGCAAAAAAAUGCAAAGAUUGGUCUUCUUUUAAAGACAACAAAUGUGACAACGUUACUGUAGCUGUUGGUGAUAUUACUACCAUGGAAAAAGAUGAUUUCUUUUUGGAAACCAACAAAGAACCACCAUACACCAAGAAUGGAAAUGGUAAAAAGGGCCUUAGUAGUAAUAUUCUUAGUUUACUUAAGCCCAGAAUUCUGUAA
This is a messenger RNA of Brassicogethes aeneus, 1077 nucleotides long. Lineage: Eukaryota; Metazoa; Arthropoda; Insecta; Coleoptera; Nitidulidae. The record is from the annotation of a GenBank genome assembly.